This is a messenger RNA of Salvia hispanica, 1739 nucleotides long. Its product is annotated as RNA-binding KH domain-containing protein RCF3-like. Lineage: Eukaryota; Viridiplantae; Streptophyta; Magnoliopsida; Lamiales; Lamiaceae. The record is from RefSeq and is a predicted model, not a curated record. Gene Ontology annotation, molecular function: RNA binding.
AUGUCAUCUCAAAUUACACCUGCUAAGAGGCCACUCGACCAAAGUCUUACAGAUGUAAGAAGUGGAAGGAAGUUCCAGAAAUCAGAAGCUUUAGGUUCCGUCAUUGCACCAUUUAAUGCAUCAUCUAGACAGGUUAUAAGAGUACUUUGGCCAGCUUCCAGAAUUCGCGUCAUUACUGGAAAAGAUGGCAGCAUCAUAUCUCAAAUAGGCGAAGCGACUGGAGCAAAAGUCUGUGUUGAGGAAAAAGUCCCUGAGUGUAAUGAAAGAGUCAUAACCAUAGCAGUUCUAGAUAAAGGUAAGGAAAUGGUGAGCGGGCAGGUUAAGGAUGAAGACAGGGAGACUAAAAUCCCUGACUCCAGUGAGAACCCUGAAGAAUAUGGGGACGGCAACAAAGAGCAUGGUGUUCGAGUCGAUCACUCUAAAUCAGAUAAGGAAAAAGAAAAUUCAGCUAUUCAGAAAGCUUUGUUAGCUGUAUUUAAUAGAAUGGUCGCGGCUGGGACAAAGAAAGGUGAAGAAGAAAGAAAAAGACCGUUUUCACAUGUUAGGCUACUUGUCUUCCCUGGUCAAGUAGGCCGUUUGUUAGGAAGAUCUGGCAGUGUGAUGAAACAAAUGACAUCUGAAACUGGAGCGGUUAUACAAAUUCUUCCAAAGAAUAAGGUGCCUUCUUGUGCAUCUUCUUCUGAUGACCUGGUUCAGAUCUCUGGUACUCAUGAUGCCAUCAGGAAAGCUCUUCUAUCUGUUUCCCAGAAACUUCUUGAGUGUAUUCCCAAGUAUUGGGAUCCUUUCCCAGUCAACAAGCCUGUUGGCCCGUCAUCUCAUUCCUUUGGUGCUCCUCGACGGGAUAGGUUUCCUGUGGUUAUAACUUACCGGGUGCUGUGUAAUGCGGAAAAGGUGGGCGGUGUAAUUGGAAAGGGAGGUUCUAUUAUUAGAGCUCUUCAACAUGAAUCUGGCUGUGAUAUCAAGGUCGUAGCUAGUACAGGCGAAACAGAAGAUCGCAUCAUCACCAUAUCUGGUCCUGCUCACCCAGAUGAUGCAGUAUCUCCCGCACAAGAUGGCGUUCUUCGCGUGCAAACAAGAAUAUUUAGGUGUGCACCAGUAAGCAGGGAUAAAAGUUUGGUCGCAAAACUCCUUGUCUCCUCUCAUCAAAUUGGAUGUCUUCUUGGUAAAAGAGGUUCAGUGAUUUCUGAAAUGAGAAAGUCAAGUGGAGCUUACAUCUGUAUUCUCAGUAAAAACCAGGUUCCGAAGAAUGCUUCGGAAAAUGAGGAAGUUGUUCAGGUUAGUGGAGACCUUGGAGCAGUUCAAGAGGCUCUUAUGCAGAUAACAUCAAGGUUGAAGAAGCAUUUCUUCAGGGAUGCAUUUCCCCCAUCCAACAAUUUUGAUGGUCCUGUGGGCCUUCCUCCAGUAGGCGGCUUCCGUCCACAUGAACGUGAUGAUCAGCAACCUGCUACCACAAGCACUACUGUAGAGGUUGUUGUUCCAAGCUUCACUGUUCCUGCUAUUUACGGAGAUGAAGGUGGAUGCCUGAGUCAAAUUCGCGAGAUUUCAGAUGCAGAAGUUACCAUCACCGACCCUAAAGACGGAGCAUCAGAAACCAUGAUCAUAAUCUCCGGGACUCCCGAGCAGACUGAGGCUGCACAAAGUCUGAUUCAGGCAUUUGUAAUUUGCGAAAUGGAAGCCCGGAAUCGUUGAUAUCAUGAAUCUACUCCAUGGAUGGUGGUGCAAAGAGAGUGUUGUGAUAC